Lepidothrix coronata (blue-crowned manakin) is the source of this 630-nucleotide messenger RNA. RefSeq names its product estradiol 17-beta-dehydrogenase 2-like. The record is from RefSeq and is a predicted model, not a curated record. Bases 57 to 491 code for a protein of 144 amino acids. The transcript has 2 exons. NCBI's taxonomy places the organism in Eukaryota, Metazoa, Chordata, Aves, Passeriformes, Pipridae.
UGGCUUGAGAGCGAGGAGGCAGCAGGAGGAGGAGGCUGCAGCUCGUCCCUCGCGCAAUGAUUUUCCUCCUGCAGCAUUUCUUCCUGCUGGCCGUAGACUUAGUGCUCGCCAUGACCCUUUCCUGCCUCUUGUACGCCAUGGCCUGCAUUUCCAUCGCCUUCCUGACCUGCUUCGUUAUCAUCUUCUCCUUCGGCACCGUGGAGAGGCACAUUGACGUGAAAGGGAAAGCGGUUGUGGUUCUCGUGUCCAACAGUUCCAUUGGGAGGAUGUUUGCAAGGAACCUGGAUAAAGCAGGUUUCAGGGUGUCUGCUGCACAUUGGCCAGCCCGAGAGAAGGGGACAGCUACAGAGGAGUGCUCCUCAAACACGGAGGUGGCCCAGCUCCACAUGACUGAAGACGAGUAUCAGAAGGCAGUGAAAACCUUCGUAGAAAGCCACUUAGCCCUGAAAGGGGAAAGAGCCUGCUUUGGUGGCUGUGAAAGGCCCCAUUAGACCCCAGUCCCUGGAGGAAAGCAAGGUAGGCCAAGGAACGAGGGGGAGAGGGUCCUACCAAGGCACUGAGGGCUGGACUCACCUUGGGAAGAAAACACAGAGAUGAACAAGGGGGAGCAAAGACCCAGACGAGGACCUG